CGCCGCYGCCAUGGUCUCCACGGGGCUGCAGCUGGUGGGCUACGCCGUGGCCUUCCUGGGCUACGUGGGCACGCUGACGACCACGCUGCUGCCCAGCUGGAAGAUCAGCUCCUACAUCGGCUCCAGCAUUGUGACAGCCGUGGGCUUCACCAAGGGGCUGUGGAUGGAGUGCGCCACGUACAGCACCGGCAUCACCCAGUGCGACAUCUACAGCUCCCUGCUCAACCUGCCCGUGGAUGUGCAGGCGGCGCAGGCGCUGAUGGUGAGCUCCAGCGCCGUGUCCUCCCUCGCCUGCCUCAUCGCCGUCAUGGGCAUGAGGUGCACCAUCUUCAUGCAGGGCUCUCCGGCCAAGGACAGGGUGGCCGUCAUGGGCGGCGUGGUCUUCGUGCUCGGCGGCCUGCUCUGCUUCAUCCCCGUGGUCUGGAACAUCCACGUGGUGCUGCGGGAUUUCUACAACCCCCUGCUCCCCGACAGCACCAAGUACGAGCUGGGCGAGGCGCUCUACCUGGGCAUCGUCUCCUCCCUGCUCUCCCUCAUUGGCGGCCUCAUCCUCUGCGCCUCCUGCCCUCGCCGGGACUCGCCGGACACCUACCACAGCACCCACCAGCCCAGGCUGCUGGCGGGCAAGAGCCCCCGGCCCUCCAUCAGCCACACGCUGAAGACCAAGAGCGAUUUCAACUCCUACAAGCUGACGGGAUACGUGUAGAGGGACCUCGCAGCUGCCCCGGCGGCAAGGUGGGACCUGGCCGGCACGCGCCCCGGUUCCGCAAAACCUCCGUGCCAGUGCCGAGGGCGGCCGGCAAAGAGGGGAGGCUGCAGCAGAACCUCUCGUGCUCUCCUGGGGGGGUCCCCAAGCCCUCCCGCCGAGAGCCUUGCGACUGUCCGGAGAUCCCAGCUGACUGCGCCAGCCGGUGCGAGCCCCCCGUGUGACUGCUGUUACCUGCAUGGCC
Messenger RNA from Nothoprocta perdicaria, 950 nucleotides. RefSeq names its product claudin 2 (gene CLDN2). Gene Ontology annotation, molecular function: structural molecule activity. Gene Ontology annotation, biological process: bicellular tight junction assembly; calcium-independent cell-cell adhesion. Bases 11 to 706 code for a protein of 231 amino acids. The transcript has a single exon. The record is from RefSeq and is a predicted model, not a curated record. Gene Ontology annotation, cellular component: bicellular tight junction; plasma membrane. Lineage: Eukaryota; Metazoa; Chordata; Aves; Tinamiformes; Tinamidae.